AUGAUUGUCACUCAAUAUUUCAAUGCGCCGCGUACCCACUGGUUUCCAGGUAUACGUGUGCUACUAUUCGUUAACAUAUCAGACUAUAUAUCGACGACAGAGUCGGCUGGUAUACGACUUGCUAUUCAUGCCCCUACUGAGUAUCCAUUUCCGGACACUUUUGGGUAUUCAGCCCCUGUUGGCUUUGUCAGCAGUUUUGGAAUGAAGAGGAAGGAGAUUCAACGCCUAUUCAAGCCCGAUGGUGACUGCAUCCCUAUGGAUACGUACAACAGUACGGAUUAUAUCUACAAGGGUUACGACUACCAUCUGGAGGGUUGCCAUCGAAGUUGUUUUCAAGCAAGUCUUAUCCGAAGUUGCUCGUGUGGAGAUCCACGCUUUCCAGUAACGGAAUCGAGCAGGCAUUGUUCGGCUUUCAAUGCAACAGCUCGUGAAUGUUUACGAGAAUUCAUUGGUGAUUUCGGCGAUUUUCAUUUUGUCGCUGAAGAACUGGACUGCGAUUGUAAACAACGAUGUAAGGAAGUCGCAUACGAUGUCACAUUUUCAGCGAGUCGAUUGUCGUCCGGUGCAGUUGGUCUAUUUCAAUGCGAUGAUAUGAACGACACGGAGUGCCAGAAUUACUACGACGCUAACGCAGCACUGGUUGAGGUAUUUUUCGAGCAGCUUAGCUACGAUUUGAUUCAAGAAUCAGAAGCAUAUGGGUUUGUGAAUCUUCUUGCUGAUUUCGGUGGACAUCUUGGCCUGUGGCUGGGUUUCUCUGUGAUAACGCUGAUUGAGGUGGUAGUAUUGCUUCUGGAACUGAUACCCAUUCUGUUGCGUCGAAGAAAUGAAGCGUCAGCGAGGAACGACUGA
Ostertagia ostertagi is the source of this 849-nucleotide messenger RNA. NCBI's taxonomy places the organism in Eukaryota, Metazoa, Nematoda, Chromadorea, Rhabditida, Trichostrongylidae. The record is from the annotation of a GenBank genome assembly.